Messenger RNA from Kazachstania africana CBS 2517, 1125 nucleotides. RefSeq names its product steryl deacetylase (gene SAY1). The record is from RefSeq and is a predicted model, not a curated record. The coding region runs from base 1 to 1125 and encodes 374 amino acids. The transcript has a single exon. NCBI's taxonomy places the organism in Eukaryota, Fungi, Ascomycota, Saccharomycetes, Saccharomycetales, Saccharomycetaceae.
AUGAAUUUGCUUGUGCCCGUUUUCCUGCUGAAGAUUAUAUUUGUCUUACCCCUUAAGAUGUUAUUCUAUACUCUCGACCUGCUGCUCGUCAGAAGAUCGUGCAACUUUCGCUUGAAACUGAUAGGUAGGAUUGCCAUGAGGGAAGCACUCAAUUUAAGCUAUAUACAGUCGUUUAAAGACGUCAUAAACCCUGCUUUCGAUUGGUUAAAUGGAUUUUUCUUGAAAAAUUCGAAUGAAGAAGAAAUAUUCUAUGAAUGCACUGACACAGAUUUGAAGAUGCUCCCAAAUAUUAAAUCACUGGGAGAAGUGAACGCAAAAAUUAACUGGUUCAGGAAGCCCGUAGACUUCAAUCCAAAGACUGAUUCAAUUAUACUUUAUUUUCAUGGCGGUGGUUUUGCAACCAAACUGAUCCCAUCUACAUUAUUCUUCUUACAAAAUUUAUCUCGUUUCUUUCCCAGAACAGCAAUUGUUAUACAAGAUUACACUACCACUGCAUCAGGCAAGGAUACUGACAAAUAUCCUAGACAAUUGAUAGAAUCAGUUGCAGCAUAUAGCCACUUAUCGCAAAACGUGUCAUGUUCAAAUAUAAUCUUAAUGGGCGAAUCAGCAGGCGGUAACCUUGUACUUGCAUUACUACAAUAUCUGAUUAGAAGAGACAUAAAUAUGCCUAUAAAAGCCGUUGCUAUAAGUCCAUGGUGUAAUCCAAUGUCAUAUUCAGAUGAGGAGCUUACGUUGUACAAGGACUGUGAAAGAAUUGAUUCCAUUUCAUUUAGUGGGUUGAAGAGAUUUACGGAGUUGCUGCAUCCAACAUCAAGCCACUUUAAUCCAUUGGAUCCCCUACUUAACAUAGAGGCUUGUUUUGAUGAAAAAACCUGGAAAAUCAUACUAUCUCAAGUCGAUUUACUAGUUACAUACGGAACAGAAGAGAUACUAAAACAUCAAAUAGCCAAAUUCAUCAACAAAUUGGAAAAUAUUCAGUGUGAAAAGUUUAAUCUAGCGAACAAUGUACUCUUAGAUGAAGGUGGGAGUCACAUUGAACCAGCAUUGAUCAUAUCAAGAGACUUGUCAAACUGGAGUAGGUAUAAAACUGUCAGCAGGAUUCUUGCGAUGUUAGAUAGAAAAUGA